AUGUCGCGCAUUGUCCACAAGACCUCGGGCGGAAAUGCCGCCUUCCACAAUUUCCACAACGACUACGCCCACAUUGCGGACCCCAACGAGAGGAGACGACUCGCUCUCGCUGAGAUCGACAAAGCUCCUUUCGGCUGGUAUCAUAUACGCGCAAUAGUCGUUGCGGGUAUAGGCUUCUUUACUGAUGCCUACGACCUCUUCGCCGUCAACAUGGUGGUUUCUAUGCUGGGCGUGGUCUUCUGGCAGAAUGCCACCCACUCGCCAGGCAAGAUACCAUCCCAUGCCGAUACCGCCAUCAAGGUCGCUACUUCCACCGGCACUGUGGUCGGUCAGGUUGCAUUCGGUAUCCUCGCUGAUAUCGUCGGUCGCAAGAAAAUGUACGGCAUGGAGCUCAUUCUGAUCAUCUUCGCCACUCUCGCUCAGUCAUUGUCGGCGCACUCACCAGCAUGCUCGAUUGUAGGCGUCAUCGUUUUUUGGAGAGUCCUGAUGGGUAUAGGGAUUGGAGGCGACUACCCUCUGAGUUCCAUCAUCACCUCAGAGUUUGCAACCACUAGAUGGAGAGGUGCUAUGAUGGGAUCCGUCUUCGCCAUGCAAGGCAUCGGACAGUUUGCUGCAGCAAUGGUAUCACUCAUCGUGACCGAGGCAUACAAGUCAACCUUGGAGCAGGCAAAGACAGUGGACAAGUGUACCGGUGCUUGCGGGCUUGCCGUUGACAAGAUGUGGAGGAUUGUCAUCGGCUUUGGUGCCGUCCCGGGUUGCAUCGCUCUGUACUAUCGCCUUACCAUUCCGGAAACCCCGCGGUAUACCUUCGAUGUUGACCGCGAUGUCAUUCAAGCCGGCUCCGAUGUCAAAGCUUUCAAGGCUGGUAUGCCAAGGGGCAACGUUGACGAGAUCACACGUGCGCGUGCCAAGGACAACGAUGCUCACCAGCUCGAGGUUCCGGUAGCUUCCUGGUCCGACUUCUUCAGUUGGGUCGGCAAGUGGAAGAAUGGAAGCGUGCUGCUAGGGACAGCAGGCUCAUGGUUCUUACUUGAUGUUGCGUAUUAUGGCCUCGGACUAAACAACUCUAUCAUCCUGCAGCAGAUCGGCUACUCUACAGGCAACGAUGUUUAUCAGCUUUUCCACAACCAAGCUGUAGGCAACCUGAUCAUCACCUGCGCAGGCGCAAUACCCGGUUACUGGGUCACCGUCGCAACGGUCGACACCAUAGGCCGCAAGCCCAUCCAGCUUAUGGGCUUCGUCGUCCUCACCGGCAUAUUCGUAGCUAUCGGCUUCGCGUACCACCUCCUCUCUGGAAAAGCUCUUCUCGCUCUCUACGUCAUUGCACAAUUCUUCUUCAAUUUUGGUCCUAACGCCACCACCUUUAUCAUCCCUGGAGAAUGCUUUCCUACGCGUUACCGCUCAUCUGGCCACGGCAUAUCCGCCGCUUCAGGCAAAGUCGGCGCGAUUAUCGCACAGGUGUUGAUCGGCCCACUACGGACGAGGGGAGCGGAGCCUGGUAGCUCGGAUAGCCCGUGGUUAAAUCAUGUCAUGCAGAUCUACAGCGUGUUCAUGUUUGCCGGUAUCUUCACUAGUUUGCUAGUGCCGGAGACGAAGAGGAAGACGUUGGAGAGAUUGGCGGGUGAGGUCGAGGGGACGCCGGAAUACGAUCCGGAGAACAUAAGGAGAAGGGACGUGGAGAAGGCGGUGGAGCUAAGGGAAGGAGUACGGUCAAGAAACAGAGAUAGAGUAUGGGAUGGGCAGUAA
Molecule: messenger RNA, 1746 nt
Organism: Didymosphaeria variabile
Lineage: Eukaryota; Fungi; Ascomycota; Dothideomycetes; Pleosporales; Didymosphaeriaceae
Product: acid phosphatase pho5
Exons: 6
Coding region: 1-1746 (581 amino acids)
Biological process (GO): transmembrane transport; phosphate ion transport
Cellular component (GO): membrane
Molecular function (GO): phosphate transmembrane transporter activity
Source: RefSeq, a predicted model, not a curated record